This is a messenger RNA of Magallana angulata, 1732 nucleotides long. RefSeq lists its product as uncharacterized. Gene Ontology annotation, cellular component: Fanconi anaemia nuclear complex. The transcript has 13 exons. NCBI's taxonomy places the organism in Eukaryota, Metazoa, Mollusca, Bivalvia, Ostreida, Ostreidae. The coding region runs from base 249 to 1625 and encodes 458 amino acids. The record is from RefSeq and is a predicted model, not a curated record. Gene Ontology annotation, biological process: interstrand cross-link repair.
ACUUCCGGUAUACAAACUGAUGAAAAUAUGUUCAGCUCUAAUUUGUAAGUUAGCAUGUAAGAAAAUAAAUGCUAUUCGAAUAUUUUGCGAUAUGGUGCCUGCAGCAUAAACAUACGAUGUUAGCGUUAAGCGAGUAAAAGCUGAAAUAAGUGAUCGCAUUAAUCAUAUACAUUAGACCACACGCUGUUGUAGCUGUAGCCAUUUUAUCAUACGGGUGAAUACAUCCAGUACCUGCAGAAAUUGAAUUAAUGGACUAUUACUUGGGUAACUGGAGAUCUCUUGUGGACGAAAUUGAGAAAGACAGCAGAGAUGAACAGCAUUUGACAACCGCAAUUCAGUGGUAUGAAAAUGAGGCAUCAUCUAGAUAUGGCUGCCAACCACAAUGGAAUGAGUUACUGACAUGUUUGCUUCACAAGGAACCUGUAAUCAAAAAUGGAGUGCUUGAAUUUGAUCCAGUUUUCCACCUGCUUAACCCUGGAUUACAGUCCACUUUCCUUCAGCUCUUGCUCCACUUUAGGCAUGUUAUACCUAGAUCUGAACUCCUUCCGUUCGCUAGAGACAUAGCACAGAGGUGUGAGGGUGGGGAGUCGUGGCUGGAUGUAUACAUUAGGAUGCUUGCAGCUCACUGCCAGCUGUCGGACUUUAAGGGACUUUCUGAAAGUGGACAAGUUGAAGCCUAUAAGUUCACUUCACAGAAUGAAGAGCGAGCAGCCAUCCUUUGUCAACAGCUCUCUCAUGUUACAGUGCCUCCUUCCCAGUUAACAGAUUCCACAAAUUUACCUGAAGCAAUUGAAAUAACAGAAGAAAUUGAGAGUGAGGAACCAAAUGUAGAAGAAAUGACUGAUUCAGCAUUGGAAUCAAAAGAAUUUCCUGAACCAUUGAAUACAGCCACAAAGACAAGCUUGAUGAAGCUGAGAGAAUGUUGGCAGAUGGAAUGUAUUGAUUUGCCAGAGGAAUUCAGUUUAUUUUACACAUCGACUCCUGAUCAGGUGGCUGAGUAUUGCCAGGUUUUGGACUUUGGGACCUUGACAGAAAAUGCCGUGGUAUGUGCUGGUCAGCAUUUGUUGACAGUCAGUGAAAAUAUGAGCCACAACAACAUUGUACAGUUUCUUCAGUCAGCUCUACUUAAAAAGCUUUCAGAGAAUAUUUCUAGACCAUUAUUAGGCUUAUUGAAGAAGAUGGGUGAAGAAAUUCCCAAACCACUGGUUGAUGGUAUAUUUGUGCCUCUUGUCAUGUCAACAGAUCAAAGUUCCUCAACAACUGAAAUCAUUUGCAAAAUAAUGAAAGAAUCAAUGCAAGCCAAAGAUCUGAUUCAUAUGGUUAGAAAACUUAACAGCAUCCAACAAGAGUUAACAGAAAGUCAUGUAUCUGUAUACCAAACACUUGUUGAGCUCAAGAUUCCAAUGGAAGGUGAAGAUUUGACCACAAUGUUGGAAACUCUUAAGAGAUCCUCAACAAAUUUUUCAAAAAACUUGAAAUUUGGAAAGCUGAUCCUUGCAACUGUUAAUAUAUAUGGAGAUCAGAUGGACAAGAAUCACAUAUCCACACUGCAUCAAAUACUUCAAAACCAUUCAUCUUUCUUGAAGAAGUCGAUAAAGUCAGCAGUGCAAAAACUCACAGUUUGAUAAAGGAUUUUUAUCAAAUUUAUCCAAACUUUAUUCCAAUGAUUGCUAGCUUGUCAUUCAUUUCAUGUUUACUUUAAAUAUGAUUAAACUUAUUUUGUCACAUGGUG